CUGCCAAGAUGGCGGGCGGCGAGAGCGACGAGGAGGAGGAAGAGCUGGUCAGCUAUGGCGCCCCGCUGGAGCUGCUGGAGGAGGGUGAAAGAAUUAAGAAGCCAGUUCCUCUGCAAGAGCAGACUGUCCGAGACGAAAAGGGACGAUACAAACGUUUUCAUGGCGCGUUUAGCGGUGGUUUCUCCGCUGGCUAUUUUAACACUGUGGGUUCAAAAGAAGGAUGGGCACCAUCAACCUUUGUGUCAUCACGCCAAAAGAGAGCAGAGAAAACAGUCUUGGGUCCAGAAGACUUUAUGGAUGAAGAGGAUCUUAGCGAACAUGGGAUAGCACCUAAGGAAAUUACAGUUUCGGAUGAAUUUGCUUCCAAAAGUAAAGAUAAAAUAAAGGAGAAGGCCAGACAAAUUGCAGGGGUAGUAGCCCCCAUUCCUGGAGCCAUAUUGUUGGAUGAAUAUAUAGCACCUUCGAAAAUAACCAUCGGUAUUGAUUUGUUGCGAAAAAUGGGCUGGAAAGAAGGACAAGGAGUCGGACCUCGAGUAAAAAGAAAAGCACGCAAGCAAAAACCUGAACCUGGUGUGAAAAUAUAUGGCUGCGCUUUGCCCCCAGGAUCAGAAGAUUCGGAGGAAGAAGAGGAUGAGUAUCAGCCAGAAAAUGUGACAUUUGCACCCAAAGAUGUGAUGCCUGUGGACCUGACUCCCAAAGACAACGUCCAUGGACUUGGAUAUAAAGGCCUGGACCCCACUAAAGCCUUAUUUGGGGUUUCAAAGGAUCACUUAAACGUUUUCAAUCCCAAUUCUGAAAAUGCAGAUCUGAUUGGUGAUCUGAGGCACAAUAAAGGACGAAAACUUGGUAUCUCAGGCCAGGCUUUUGGCGUAGGAGCUUUGGAAGAGGAAGAUGAUGAUAUUUAUGCUACUGAAUCGCUUUCCAAAUACGAUACUGUCCUGAAAGAUGAAGAGCCCGGAGAUGGGUUGUAUGGUUGGACAGCACCAAAGCAGUAUGGAAGCAAGCCAGGCAUAGAAAAAGAUAUUAAAUAUAUUGGAAAAAUUUUGGAUGGGUUCCGUCUGGCCUCUAAGUCAACAACCUCCCCAAAGAUUUAUCUGCCUCCUGAUCUACCAAAGGAUUACAGACCAGUCCAUUACUUUAGACCCGUGAUAAAAACUAGCAGUGAAAACUCCUACUUAGCACAGACAUUAGCAGAAUCUACUGGGAAGCUUGAGAGUGAGACAACACUGCAAAGCAGACACCAAAAAAGCGCUUCUCAGAGGAGGGAACUUCUGGGCGAGACAGCUCUUACAGGCCCAGCAGCUUCUGUUCUAGAGUAUUUGUCAGAUAAAGACAAAGAGCGAAUCAAAGAAGUGAAACAGGCAGCAGACCAGCAACUGAAGACACCCGUUCGUCAACCCUUGCAAAACCAAUUCCAGGCACCUGCCUUAUGUGACACCCCACAGCAGUGGCAAUCGCUGUUGGGGCCCCCGUUAGCCACAGCUGGUUCUAGUGACUUCAAACCCUUUGCAACAAAUCCAGAAAAACAAAAGAGAUACGAAAAUUACAUCGAAAGUCUUAAGCAUGGAAAGAAAGAUACACCAGGAAGCUGUUUAGAUCAAAGUAUGACAGAAUGGGAACGUGGAAGGGAGCGGGACGAGUUUCUUCGUGCUGCAGUACUCUACAAACCCUCCAGCUCCAUCUUGGCCUCUAGGUUUACUCAUGCGAAGCACGAGGAUGACACUGACAAAGUAGAAGUUGUUCGGGAUCAGGAGACUGACCUUGAUGACAAACAGGCUGCUGCAAAGAUGAAGAUGUUUGGUAAACUCACGAGAGAGAGAUUUGAGUGGCACCCUGACAAACUACUGUGCAAAAGGUUUAAUGUUCCUGAUCCCUAUUCAGACUCAAGUAUUAUUGGGUUGCCCAAAGUGAAACGUGACAAGUAUUCUAUAUUCAAUUUCUUGACUGUAUCGGAGCCAGUGCCAAAGAUGAUGAGUGAGCCCACAAGUGUAGCUGUGCAGCAAAAUAGUACUCCAAAUAAGCCAAAAAAACCUUCAAGAUGGGACGUCUCUGACAAAGAGAAAAAGAAAAAGGAUGCCAUUAGUGAGUUCAUAAGCUUGGCUAGAUCCAAGGUUGAUACUAAAGAACAACAGCCACUCACAGCAGAAACCGAGGACGACAAUAAGACAAGUGAAGCCGCUUCCGAUAAGAUGGUACACGAAAAAACUGGCCAACAUGAAGACGUAGUAGAGGAAGAAAGCAGGCCAUCGAUGGAUUUAUUUAAAGCCAUCUUUGCCAGCUCCUCAGAUGAAAAAUCUUCGUCUGAAGAAGAGAGUGAGGAGGAGGAGGAGGAGGAGGAGCCGCCAGCGAGAGUGACUGAGCCGGACUUGGAUAGUAUGAACCAUCAUGAUCAGCAUGGUGCCCUUCCAUCUGAGGAACCAGAAAGUGAAGUUAUUGCGCCCGAGAUCUCUGUUACAGUAACGGUAACUCCACCUUUAAAAGAAGUUGUUGAUCAAGGAGAAGAAUUUGGACCAAGGCUGCCUCCGGUUGGUGUAUCUGACACACUGCUUAAACAAGAAGAUAUGCAGCGAACAAGUUCUGAAGCCAGCAAGAAAGAGAGACCUAAAAAGAGCAAAGGAAAACACAAGACCAAAAGAGAACACAAACAUAAAAAGGAAAAGAAAAAGAAACACAAGAAACACAAACACAAGGGUAAGCACAAGAGUAAGAAAGCUGAGAAAACCAGUGGUUCAGACACUGCUGAGAGUAGUGAAAGCCACAGCGAAGAAGAGACCCCAGAUAUAUCCCCGCAGGAGCUUUUAAGAAGGCUGAAACAUCUUCCUCUGGUAAAACAUUAGCUUGGAUUCUUGGACACCAUAUAUCUUUUGAACAAAACAGAUCUCCUCUAUGAUGGCAGAUCAGCAAUUUAAAGCAUAUUUUAAUGUCCUGUAAAUAUUGUAUUUAUGUUGAAUUUGAGAGCAUAAAAACCUGCUACUUUUGUGACAUUUCCUAGAUAAAAACCAGAUGAACAUGUGAUGUUGGAAAAGACUCAAUUUUCAUCUGACUUCAAAUAUAAUAUCUAAAGGAAUCAUGCAAGAUGUGCAUUUUAAUUAAAAUACGCAUGGGUAAAUUUUAAUAAAUGGAACUUACUGCUAUUAUGUCUAAUGCCUUAAAAGUUAUUUCCAGAAAAAUCAUUUUAUUUAUUUAAAAUAUUUAUAUCCUGCCUAUUGGUUUGGAGGGAACACCUCCAAGAAGUCUAAUUUUUUUAAAAAUCUAAAACACGCAGAACAAAUAAAACCAGUUUGGGGGGGGGGAGUUGCCUUUCUUGACAUCUUGGUCUAUUCAAGUAAUUCUAGUUUAGCAGUAUUUUUUACAGUGAAUACAGAAGGUACUGAGGGUGUAACUCUGUUUAGUGGCACACUGUUUCAAAUCAAGAUGUUUGGAUUGCAUGAAGUACGUUAAAAGGCUGGGAAGAAAAUAAAAUGCAUUUUAUAGCAUUUAUUUUCUUUGCUGGAAGAAAGAUUGAUCAUGUAUAUGUGUGUUAGAACACAUUGUCCACCUAUAAGCCAUUGGUCUUGCUGCUUGGCCUAACAAUGACAUUGCUUAUAUUGUUUCAUUUUAUAGGGGAAAGCAUGGCUAGUUACGUUUUAAUAAACCCAAUC
Messenger RNA from Eublepharis macularius, 3641 nucleotides. RefSeq names its product G-patch domain containing 1 (gene GPATCH1). NCBI's taxonomy places the organism in Eukaryota, Metazoa, Chordata, Lepidosauria, Squamata, Eublepharidae. The transcript has 20 exons. Gene Ontology annotation, cellular component: nucleus. Gene Ontology annotation, molecular function: RNA binding. Gene Ontology annotation, biological process: mRNA processing. The record is from RefSeq and is a predicted model, not a curated record. The coding region runs from base 9 to 2837 and encodes 942 amino acids.